AUGCUGCCUGGAGAGGAAUGCUGGGUCCCCACGGUCUCCGCGGCUCAAACGACAAUGACUGCGGCUUCUCCGCACCUGCGCAGAACACCGCCUCAUCCUGACGAACACGUUCUUCUGUCUGGCGGAGCGAGAGAAGGCCACCUGGAGGCAUCCUCGGUCGCGUCAGUGGCACCUUUUGGACUAUGUCCUCGUCCGGAGGCGAGAUCAGCGGGACGUGCUGGUGACAAAGAAGAUCGCGGGUGCUGACGGGUGGACUGACCAUCGCCUCGUCAUCUCGAAGAUGCGUAUUCGCCUACAGCCUCGCAGGCGACCACAAGGUAAGCGACCCCCAGGUAAGCUGAAUACUGCCUUGUUGUAUUUGCCCGCUCACCAUCUUCAAUUCAGCAAUGAGCUAGCUCAACGAUUAGAAAACCUUCCAAUCGCUGCCGCUACCGAGAACGCCUCCGUGGAGAACCGAUGGUGUCAACUGUGGGACACGGUCCAGUCGACGGCGCUAGCCGUCCUCGGUCGCGCCCGCCGUCAACACCAGAACUGGUUCGACGACAACGACGUCGCCAUCAGCAAUCUGCUCGCCGAGAAGAACCGCCUACAUAAAACCUACGUACAGUGAGUGAUCUAUCUCAUGAAAUGUUAGCUGAAAUUCUGAAAUGUGUUUUCGAUUAGGAAGGAUUAAUUGGUCGCGGUUGUAAUACUAAAUACGGUAUACUCUUAUAUACUCUUAUAUACUCUUAUAAUAUUUCGGACUCGGCAGGAUGUCGGCUUUUAAAUGCACUUCUUUCCAAUCUCCUGUAGAAAGCGUGCUCCGUAAAAAAUGACUACUUAAUUAGCAUGCAUUUUUCCCAUUGAUUUUCGAAGGUCUUGGAAAUUCAAAUAUAUUUCAAAGAAAUCAUAUACAAAAAUAUGCUUUCUUUUAGUCAAUCAAUAGAGAAUCACGUCUUCUUUAUAUUUUUAUACUUAAGAAAGGAAUAUAAUUCGGUUUUGAGAAAGUUUUCUAGUUGCCGAAUAAUAUUGAGCCUGAUCAUUCGUUGCAUUAGCGCUUAGUGAUUACACUCUACACGGUGCCUGCGUUUUGCGUAAAGAAAAUCCCAUAUUUUUCUAUGCCAUUAAAGAGAUAUCAUACAGAGUCCAUAAAAUUGUUCAAUGGAUGCGGACCAUGUUGUACAUUACAUGAGGAGCAGUGGUAAACGGACAGGUACGAAGCUAUGUGAAUGGACAUUUCGCGGUCUUAAAAUGUGUCAUAAUUAGAAACUAUUUAAACCCUAAUUAUACUCCUUCCUUAAGUAUAAACUAUAAAGAAGACGUAAUUCACUAUUGAUUGACUAAAAGAAAGCAUAUUUUUGUUUAUGGUUUCCACAAAAUAUAUUUGAAUUUCCAAGACCAUCGAAAAUUAAUGGGAAAAAUGCAUGCUAAUUAAGUAGUCAUUUUUUACCGAGCACGCUUUCUACAGGAGAUUGAAAAGAAAUGCAUUUAAAAGCCGACAUCCUGCCGAGUCCAAAAUGUUAUAAGAGUAUGUCUUAAGAUAGUCAGUAUUACAACCGCGACCAAGUAAUCCUUCCUAAUCGAAAACGCAUUUUAGAUUUUCAGCCAACAUUUCAUGAGAUAGGUCACUCACUGUAGAUCACCCCACUGAUGACAACAAUGCUGCUUUCUACCGCAGUCGCCGCCACCUUCAGCAACCACUGCGCGAGAUACAGGACGCCUGGACUGCUCGCAAAGCUGAGGAGAUCCAGGGGUACGCAAAACGCAGCGAAUGGAAGAACUUCUUCUCCGCGAUCAAAGCUGUCUACGAUCCACCGACGAAGGGCACUGUUCACCUCCUCAGCGCCGACUUUAGCACUCUCCUGACUGAGAAAACGCAAAUCCUACAGCGAUGGGGCGAGCAUUUCCGAGGCGUACUCAACCGCCCUUGCACCAUCUCCGACGUCGCCAUCGACCGUUUGCCGCAAGUGGAGACCAACGUGAACCUCGACCACCCGUCAUCUCUCCGGGAAACCAUCAGGGCCGUGCAGCAGCUCUCCAGCAGGCAAGCACCCGGAUCGGAUGCGAUCCCGGAGGUCCACAACUACUGGAUUAGCUGAGUGCGCUCUUCCAGGAAAUGUGGCGUGAAGGUGAAGUCCCGGAAGAUUUCAAGGAUGCAACCAUCGUGCAUCUCUACAAGCGAAAAGAAACCGCCAAGUCUGCGACAAUAAUCGUGGCAUCUCCUUGCUGAAAAUCCCGGAAGAUCUUUGCUCGCAUCCUCCUCAACCGCCUGAACAACCAUCGGGAACAGGGCCUUCUGCCUGAAGGCCAAUGCGGCUUCCGUCAUCAUCGUGGGACCACGGAUAUGAUCUUCGCCGCCCGUCAACUUCAGGAGAAGUGCCAGGACAUGCGGACCCACCUGUACUCUACCUUUGUGGACCUGAAGAAAGCCUUCGACACGGUGUAUCGUGAAGGACUGUGGAAGAUCAUGCAGAAAUUCGGCUGUCCAGAGCGAUUUACUCAGAUGGUGCGUCAGCUGCACGACUGUAUUAUGGCGCGAGUCACGGACAACGGAGCUGUCUCAGAGGCAUUCGUUGUGACCAACGGAGAGAAGCAGGGAUGCGUGCUGACGCCUACCCUCUUCAGUCUUAUGCUCUAUGCCAUGCUGAUGGACGCCCAUCGUGAUGAGCACCCCUGGAUUCGCAUCGCCUACAGGACGGACGGUCACCUCCUGAAUCAACGGCGGAUGCACUCCUAA
Molecule: messenger RNA, 2716 nt
Organism: Spirometra erinaceieuropaei
Lineage: Eukaryota; Metazoa; Platyhelminthes; Cestoda; Diphyllobothriidea; Diphyllobothriidae
Source: the annotation of a GenBank genome assembly